Erigeron canadensis is the source of this 3996-nucleotide messenger RNA. RefSeq names its product disease resistance protein RPV1-like. Gene Ontology annotation, biological process: signal transduction; defense response. The record is from RefSeq and is a predicted model, not a curated record. The coding region runs from base 1 to 3996 and encodes 1331 amino acids. Gene Ontology annotation, molecular function: protein binding; ADP binding. Lineage: Eukaryota; Viridiplantae; Streptophyta; Magnoliopsida; Asterales; Asteraceae. The transcript has 7 exons.
AUGGCAUCGGCUUCAUCUUCAUCGGUUGAAAAGAGUUACAUUUACGACGUUUUUAUAAGUUUCAGGGGUAAAGACUUGCGUACCAGUUUUGUUGAUCACCUUUACCAUGCUCUUCGGAAAAGUGGCAUUAUCGUUUUCAAAGAUGAUAAAGACAUCAAGGUCGGAGAAAGGAUCAGUGACAAGCUCCCCAAAGCCAUUAGAGAUUCCAAGUUUCACAUCGUUAUUUUUUCCGAGAGAUAUGCAGAUUCCUAUUGGUGCUUAAACGAGCUUGUAGAGAUCCUAGAAAUAUGCCAGGAUCCAAAGGAGGAGCGAACUUUAUACCCGAUCUUCUAUCACGUGAAACCCAGCGAAGUCCGCGACCUAAAGGGGCAAGUUGGAGAGGCAUUUUCAGUACACUUAGAGAAUGAGGCUGCUGGGAGAUGGAGAGCUGCUAUGGCACAAGCAGCGUCUCUAGAAGGGUGGGAGUUGACCAAGACCGGUGAUGGGCAUGAAGUUCAAUUCAUCGAGAAAAUUGUUCAUGCCAUUUCACAAAAGCCAUAUUUCGCCAAUUUCAAUGUUAAUGAUAACUUAGUGGGCAUGACGACCCGGGUGGAGAAAUUACUUUUGAGUUUACAAGUUGGCUUUGAUGACGUUCGGAUGAUAGGGAUCACCGGUCUGGGUGGUGUGGGGAAGACGACUCUGGCAGGUGUAAUUUUUAAUCGUAUAGCCAAUCAGUUUGAUGGUAAAAGCUUUGUUCAGAAUGUUAGAGAACGCUCAGAAGACUCCAAGGGUUUGCAGGAUAUGCAAAAGCAGAUCCUAACUUCUGUGUAUGGUGAUCAAAGCAUUGAUGUGCCAAGUGAUUUUGAGGGGCGUAGUAUGAUGCAAAGGAGGAUGCCUAGUAUAAAAGUUGUUGUAGUUCUAGAUGAUGUGAACAAUGGAAAGCAACUUGAGGCAUUGGCAGAACCAAGUUGGUUUAGGCCAGGAAGUAGAAUCAUCAUUACAUCAAGAGAUAGGCAAGUAUUGGUAGCCCAUGGAGUUGAGAGUCACAGUAUUCAUGAUGUUAGUACGUUAUCAGAUGAGGAUGCAAUUCGUCUCCUUAGUAGGUAUGCUUUUAAAACAGAGUGUCCAGCUCAGGGUUAUGAAGAGCUAUCUGAAAAGGUUGUAAGAUAUGCUGCUGGUCUUCCUUUAACCAUCAAAACUUUAAGUUCAUCUCUUCGUGAUUGUCCUACGGAUGCAUGGGAAGAUGCCAUCAAAAGAUUAGAAACAAUUCCAUGGGGUGAUACCUUGAAAAUAUUGAAAAUAAGUUAUGAUGCUCUAGAGGAGGAUCAGAAAGACAUAUUCCUACAUGUUGCUUGCCUAUUGAAAGGCGAAAAGAAGAAGAGAGCAAUCAUAAUACUAGAAAGUUUAGGAUAUCGAGCUAAAAUUGGUUUAGGAGUUCUCGAGAAGAAAUCCUUAAUUACUUUUUGUGAUGGUCAUAAGUAUUAUGAUCGUAAUGAUGCUUAUGAUGAUGAUAAUGAUAAGAGGUUGUUGGACAUGCAUGAUGAUGAUAAUGAUAAGAGGUUGUUGGACAUGCAUGAUCAUGUAGAAGAAAUGGGGAUGCAUAUUGUGCGUAGCUUGUAUCCUGAUGAGCCGGAACGCCAUAAGCUACUAUGGAUUAAUCAUGAAAUUGAAACUAUAGUAGAUAAAGACUUGGGUACCGAAUCAAUAAGAGGUAUAAAACUACAGCACACAAAUCUCCGUCCAGCUAAACUUUCGCGAAGUCUUAAAAAGAUGAGAAGACUAUGUUUUCUUCACGUGGUGUGGCUAUCUAAAAUAGAUGAAUUUGUUGAAGCUGGCAAAUACCUUCCAAGCAGUUUACAAUUUCUACAUUGGUAUAGAUACCCUUAUAGGUAUUUACCUAAUACAUUUCAAGGAGAUAGGCUUGUUGUGAUGGAAAUGCCCUAUAGCCAUAUCCAUCAACUCUGGAAAGGGGGAAAAAAAAAGGUUCUUCCCAAACUCAGGCUCCUUGACCUUGGUUAUUCUAAAAUAGAAACCUUAAAUUCUGGUGGGAUGCUUCCAAAUCUUGAAGAAUUGGUUCUUCGUCAAUGUAAAAAGUUGGUAGAAGUCAACAUUUCUGAUGAAUGUUCGCAUCUCAAGAAGCUAGACCUAUACGAAUGUACAGCCUUAGAAAAACUCACCAUUUCCAACGAAUGUCUUUCACCUCUGAAGUCCCUCAACGUUUCCUUUACUAAGUUACGCAGGUUGAACCUUGGGCUGACCCCUAAUCUGGAGGUGUUAUCAGUUAAAUUUUGUUAUGGCUUGGAGGAACUUGUCAUGCCUGUUGAAUAUCGAAUGCUCACUAAACUCUCCCUUCAUUAUAUCGGUAACUUACAUAGCUUGAACCUUGUGCUGCCCCUCACUAAACUCUCCCUUCAUAGUAUCUAUGGGUUACGUAGCUUGAACCUUGGACUGACCCCUAAUUUGAAGGUGUUAUCAGUUGAAGAAUGCAAAGACUUGGAGGAACUCGUCAUGCCCGUUGAAUGUCGAAUGCUCACUAAAUUCUCCCUUUUCGGUAUCGAUAAGUUACGUAGGUUGAACCUUGGGAUGACCCCUAAUCUGGAGGUGUUAUCAGUUGAACGUUGUGAUGUCUUGGAGGAACUCGUCAUGCUUGUUGAAUGUCCAAUGCUCACUAAACUCUCCGUCAGUCACACCAACUUACGUAGCUUGAACCUUGGGAUAACCCCUAAUCUGGAGGUGUUAUCAGUUGAAGAAUGUGAAGCCUUGGAGGAACUAGUCAUGCCUGUUGAUUAUUGUAAAGAUUUAGAGGAACUCGAUAUGCCUGUUGAAUGUACAAUGCUCACUGAACUCACCCUCAGUGGUAAUAAAGAGUUACGUAGCUUCAACCUUGGGCUGACCCCUAAUCUGGAAGUGUUAUCACUGAGUAGCUGUCAAAAAAUCUUUGUGCCUGUAGAACUUCCAAGGCUUAGAGUCCUCUCCGUCAUCGAUGAUUAUGAGGAUGAACAUCAUUAUGGGUCGUUUUCAUAUCUACUGGAGAAGUUUAAGAGUAGUACUCUGUCGUUUCCAAACAUGAAUCAUCUUCGAGUAGAUGAUAGCAUUUAUAUGUUGAAGCAUCAUCUCAGAGUACUUGACCUUCAAUGGUGUCUGAACCUAAAGCAGUUACCCGAGGAUCUGGAUAGAUUGGAGUGUUUAGAGGAGUUAAGCCUAUCUUUGUCUGGAUCCUUGCGGAAUAUUCCUGAUUGCGUCUGUAACAUGACUCGUCUAAGAGUACUUGACCUUGGUUGGUGUGAGAACCUAAAGCAGUUACCCGAGGAUCUGGAUAGAUUGGAGUGUUUAGAGGAGUUACUCUUAUUCAAUUGUUCAUCCUUAGAGAAUAUUCCUGACUGCAUCUGUAACAUGACUCGUUUGAAAACAUUGGAUCUCUCAUAUUGCGAUAAGCUUGAGAAACUGCCUGAUGAAUUUAGACGUUUACAAAGUUUGGAAUUGUUAGACGUCACAUGGGGGACAGCUGAUAGGUUAAAGAAUCUUCCAGAGAGCAUUUCCCAAUUGAAAAAUCUUGAGUUGUUAAACUCGUACGAGUCACGAGUCGAGUCAAAAAGUAGUGGAAACGUUGCAACUCGUUGGAUAACUCGUUUGAAAACAUUGGAUCUCUCAUAUUGCGAUAAGCUUGAGAAACUGCCUGAUGAGUUUAGACGUUUACAAAGUUUGGAACUGUUAGACGUCUUGGGGAUAGCUGAUAGGUUAAAGAAUCUUCCAGAGAGCAUUUCCCAAUUGAAACAUCUUAAGGUUAGGAAUAGCUGGGCAGUGCUUAUAGGGAGUCUUCACGUGCGUCCUUGGAAAUGUAGACGCUCCCUCCCUAUUGAUACCAUGCGUCCUUGUGUCUGCGUCUUCAACAUUAGUCCUCCUGUGGAAGAUGGGGACGCUCGAGGUAGCUGGAACUGGGUUGGGCAAUCUGGUCAAAUGAGAAUUUGGAGAUUGCAGAGAUAUUCGGUUUUGGACCGACCAUUGGAUGGGCAAUGA